Molecule: messenger RNA, 1044 nt
Organism: Priapulus caudatus
Lineage: Eukaryota; Metazoa; Priapulida; Priapulimorpha; Priapulimorphida; Priapulidae
Product: transcriptional repressor scratch 1-like
Exons: 3
Biological process (GO): regulation of DNA-templated transcription
Molecular function (GO): RNA polymerase II cis-regulatory region sequence-specific DNA binding; DNA-binding transcription factor activity, RNA polymerase II-specific
Source: RefSeq, a predicted model, not a curated record
GCGAGAAGGACGGUAGAGUCCGCAAUCCGAACGACUGUAAUCAGUACGUCGUCUGCGAGCGCACGGGAACGCCGUACGCGCGCAUGUACGUCAGGACGUGUCCCAAGAUGGUCCCCGUCGGCAGACUGGUGUUCGACAACGAAUGGAAGAGCAUUUCUCGUUAAGAAGGCGAGAAGGCUGCUGCCGGAGCUACGAGAGAGCGACGACGACGAUGGCGAUGACGGAGCGGGAAGUCAGCUAUCGCCAACGCCGGCGUCGUCGCUGUCGACGCCGGCGACAGUGCGGUCGCGGAUACACAGGGACGUGGCGACGCCGUGCUACGAGGGAAUAUGUGUGAGAGUCGACAGCAAUGCCUUCCUGAUCAGCGACGGCCGCAGCAAGAAGAAGACGAACCGCCAGCAGGUGGCGCUCGUCGACAUCGCAGCCGACAACCGCCAGGCGGCGCGCUACGCGUGCGCCGAGUGCGGCAAGCACUAUGCAACGUCGUCGAACCUCAGCCGCCAUCGACAGACGCACCGGCAGAUCGAUAGCAACCAGGCGAAGAAAUGUGCGAAGUGCGGAAAGACCUACGUCAGUAUGCCUGCGCUCUCCAUGCACCUUCUCACGCACGAACUCGACCACCAAUGCGACGUCUGCGGCAAGCGCUUCAGUCGGCCGUGGUUGCUGCAGGGACACCGACGCAGCCACACUGGCGAGAAACCGUACGCGUGCUCGCACUGCGGCAAGUCGUUCGCCGACCGCUCGAACCUGCGCGCGCACAUGCAGACGCAUUCGUCGCACAAGACGUACGCGUGCAAGCGCUGCAGUAAGCAGUUUGCGCUAAAGUCUUACCUGAGCAAGCACUACGAGUCAGCCUGCUUCAAGGAAUAGUAGUAGUAGUGGUGGUAGUAACCUCCGCCCGUGGUGGCGGUGGUGCGUAACUUCCGCAUCCGGAGCGGUGCGCGCGAUGCUGCCAUGGCAACCGCGGCGAACAAAGAUGGCGUCGCUAGUGAUUAGAAUAUUUUGUCGCGCUUACAUUCAUUCUGCGUUUAGGAUAAGGUCAUA